CCGGCUCCCGCCGUCUCGGUACCGGCAGGGCUCGGCCACGGCACCGCCAUGGAGGCGCUGCGGGCGGCGGGGCGCGCCGUACUCCGAAGUCCGCGCCUCGCCCGGCACGGCUUGGGGCUCUGCCGGCGGCGCAAGCUUCCUGAGAGCUGGGCUGAUAUGCAGGAGCCGCUGCUUGAGGGAAUGUGCUUCACACUGAAGUAUCUGGGCAUGACACUGGUAGAGAAACCCAAAGGAGAAGACAUGGCAGCUGCUGCCAUCCGCCGGAUCAUUGCCACGGCACAGGUGGGAGCUCGCAAGUUCCAGAAGGUGAUUCUGACAGUGUCUCCGAGGGGCAUCUCGCUGCAAGACGCGGACACAAAGGAGAUUGUUGAGAACAUCUCCAUCUACAGGAUCUCCUACUGCACAACAGACAAGCUGCAGAACAAAAUCUUUGCUUAUGUUGCGCAGAGCCAGGAUAGCGGGGCACUGGAGUGCCAUGCAUUCCUCUCACCCAAGAAGAAGAUUGCCCAGGCUGUGACUCUAACUGUGGCCCAGGCCUUCCAGAUGGCAUUGGAUCUCUGGGAAGCAGCAAAUGCAGGCUCUAGGCAGGAACAGCCCCUUCACCCUCCAUGUGUCUUGGAGCACAGUGAACCCGGCAGAGCAAGUGAGCCAGACCCCCCGGGGAGCCCUCCCUUCAGACACCAAUUUGGGGAGGAGGAAGAGGAGGAGGAAGAUGAAAACCUUGAUGAAACUUUAUCUGGCUACAUGGAGGAGCUGGGGAGGGGUGUCCACAGCCCAGCAGAGUUGACACCUCUUGUGCCCAGACCGAACUUGCCUACUGCGCAGCUACUGCUGAGCUGUCCCUGCCUGGGGCAACCCCCAGGCUGCUGGAAGGGGCUGGGAGGGGCUGGAGUCCCUCCCACAGCUGGCCCUGGGACUGAUGGCCCCGAGGCUACCCUGGGCUAAGCCAAGUCACUGCAGCAAUGGACCAACCACUCAGGAUUCACCCUGUGCCUGCACCCAGGCAAGCCAAUGCCUGCCCCUGCUCCCUGCACUGUCCCCAAGUGCAGGGGCUACUGACACAAUUGCCAUGCGGUGCACAGACUGCAACACCCACUCCUUGUUGUGCUGUUCACCUGCAUGAACCGCCUUGAACUGCAGUUGCUCCUUAUUCCCCUUUAAGGCUGUUGGGCCUGCAAUGCACCCAGAGCUGUGUAUCCGACUGCUCCUCAUAGUGGCAACUGGGGACCAGUUGAGGCUGAGCAGCCUGCUGUGUCUGUGUGAGGGGGGGGGUCUUACUCAGCAAAUUGAAUUUGUAUAUGAUCCUCAGGGAGUUAUAGCUCUUGGCCAGAAGAGCUCUUCCCUGCGGUUCAGCCCUACACCAUCCUGUGAGUGAAAUUAGCUGGCUUUUAAAGGAAAGCUCUGCAUUUGUAGGGAAAUAAACUGAGGUGUUUUUUUUUUUUUUUUAAUCUGUUGUCAUUUGGGUUUGAGUGCUGGAUGCAACCACAUGAAGUACCGUGUCCCCUAUGCUACCUACAGUGAGGCUUCCUGUCUGGUGGCAAGGACCUGUGCUGUCUGUCAGGGAGCCUGCAGCUGUACUGGGUCUCCCAUUUUCUUAGCUGCUGGCCCUGAGGAAGCCAUCUCCCCUGUGCCAAGGGCUGCAAGGGCCUGGGGUGGCCUUAACCUUGCUAUCUGGGAAGAAUCUGGUCCAGGCUGUGCUGGACUGGAGCAUCUUGGGCACCAGUGAAUGUCAUCUGCACAACAGGAGCUGACAGCUGAUCCUGCCUGAAGCCAGGGAGGAUACAAGCCCCAUGUGUGCUAGCAGGUCUCAACCUCUCUCACCUCUGUGCUUGCUCUGUUUCGGGGUGCCCUUGCCCUGCUGCACACUUGUCUAUGGUCUGGAGAAAUGGGCAAGUCACACACUUGGUUUCCUUCCCCAGAUAGAGCAGGGGAGGCUGUAGCCAGCAGGAUGCCUGGUUUCUCUGGCAAGCACCAGGUUUGCAGCUGCUUCCCAGGUGAGGACCUUGCUGCUGGGCUGCUGUCACAUCGCAGUGCAUGUCCCCUUCUAAGGCUGGUAACACUGGCAGACUGAGCAGGGACUUACUGCCUGCAGCCUGGGGUGGAGGAGCUGUUUUCCCAGCAUAUGCUUUAAGCAGGUGCUGUGGGGAAGGUUUGUAGUGGUGCAUUGGGGAGGACUGAGUCCACGCACACUUUUUUUUUCCACUUCCAGUCUUGUAUGUUUGACUCCUAGUCUCAUGCCACAUGAGACUUUCUUCCCACAGCUGAGGCUAGGGGGUACUUUGUAGCCAUUAUUGGGGUCAUUAGGGUGAGUGGGUUGUUGUCAGGUCCUUAUCUUUCAGCACCGAGGGAUGGCUGACAUGUUGGUAUUGUGGAUUUAACAGCCCUUGAAGUGGCUUCCUGCCCUGUGCUGAACCUUUGCUGAACCUUUGCUUGGCAUCUACACAAUCCUGCAGUGGAGUGCUGCAGCUAAUGCUAGCACAUGCUGAUUGUUUGAGUGACCCUCUGCUCACCCUGUGAAUAACUAUUCUUCACCAUCUCCUGCCACCUGGGAGGGCAGUGGGCUCUACCCUGCUGUCUGGUAGCUGUUUGUUUGUUUUUUGGGGUGGGGAUUCCCCCACCUCCUUGACUCUGCUGUGGUCAUGCUGUUUUGUUUCUUUUUGUGCACCUCAUCUGUUUAAAGAACUCAAGUUAGUAGUUGUGUGUCCAUUCUGAGCCUCCAGAAUUGCAUAAACAUUUUCCAGGGCAUCAGAGAUUU
This is a messenger RNA of Oxyura jamaicensis (ruddy duck), 2755 nucleotides long. RefSeq names its product low density lipoprotein receptor adapter protein 1-like. The record is from RefSeq and is a predicted model, not a curated record. The transcript has 9 exons. Lineage: Eukaryota; Metazoa; Chordata; Aves; Anseriformes; Anatidae. Bases 49 to 945 code for a protein of 298 amino acids.